Messenger RNA from Eupeodes corollae, 1647 nucleotides. It is a transcript of the gene bap, whose product is annotated as homeobox protein bagpipe. Gene Ontology annotation, biological process: cell differentiation; regulation of transcription by RNA polymerase II. The record is from RefSeq and is a predicted model, not a curated record. The coding region runs from base 199 to 1437 and encodes 412 amino acids. The transcript is spliced from 3 exons. Gene Ontology annotation, cellular component: nucleus. Gene Ontology annotation, molecular function: DNA-binding transcription factor activity, RNA polymerase II-specific; RNA polymerase II cis-regulatory region sequence-specific DNA binding. NCBI's taxonomy places the organism in Eukaryota, Metazoa, Arthropoda, Insecta, Diptera, Syrphidae.
AAUUAGUUGCGGUACUCAGUGGCAGUGCAGUGGCAGUCAGUGCUCAUUGUGAAGCGAGACCGAUCGAGGAGGACUAUUUGAGGACUUGCGGCCGCGCUAAAGUAUUCAUUCGGUCGCAAACUUCCAGGCACGUCAGUUGUUUUCUUUGGGACGGAUUUUAUUGGAUUACACACUUCCUCGCUAUAUUCCUUCUAGAUUAUGGAUACGCUGAGCUGUAGUAAAAAUCUUUCGACACCUUUUUCGAUAAACGACAUUCUCACCCGCAACAAUACCACAAUUACGCCACACAUUUCGCGACGGAAAUCACUCGAAUCUAGUCCAAUGCUAGGAGGACACCACGAAAUGAGUAUUUAUAAGCUAAACGCCAGGCAUACGCCGGAAUCAACCUCCAACCCAAGCCCGACCUGCGACGGGGAUAAUUUACACGCUGCGGAUUACUUUCAAUAUUACAAUAACAAUAACCGCGGAGAAGGAUACCUGAGUCGGUCGGCAGCGGCUCACAUGAAGCUCUUCCAUUCACCACCAUCAUCAUCGGAAGGCGGAAGUGGCAGAAUGCACGCCAUCGACAUGCGACGGUGCACAAGUAAUGAUUCAGAUUGUGACUCUCCUCCGCCAUUAUACCAAACGGGACAAUCGCACCUGCAUGACGACACCAUGAGUGGGAAUAGCCGGAAGAAGAGGUCGCGUGCCGCCUUUAGUCACGCACAGGUGUUCGAGUUGGAGCGUAGAUUCGCCCAGCAGAGGUAUCUCUCUGGCCCGGAACGUUCAGAGAUGGCCAAGAAUCUGCGACUGACGGAGACUCAGGUGAAGAUUUGGUUCCAGAACCGUCGGUAUAAGACCAAGAGGAAACAGAUUCAACAACACGAAGCAGCCCUUCUGAGUGCCACCAAAAGAGUUCCAGUUCAGGUUCUGGUUCGCGAUGACAGUCCGUACGCUCACAUGUUCCCUCAGGGCCCAUAUCCCGGCGGAAUAGAUCCAGCUCUUCUCAGCAUCUAUCGUCAUCAGAUCCAAAUGGCAUACGGUGUCGGCGUGCCCCUGCCUCAAGUUCCAUUCCCGUACUUCUACCAAACUAAAAUUCCCACUGCCAUUCCGCCACCAAGUGGAGCAAGUUCCACCAAUCACCAUUCGUCAUCGCAAAACUUCCUGUCACACCUCAAAGGUAUGCCAGUUAACUUUUCGAAGAGCGAUGACGGCCUCCGUUACACGGAUUCAUCGCCGGCUCAUAGUCGGGAGUCUUCCAGCCCCAUGCAGUCUUCCUCAUGUGACGAUCACACACCACGGAGAUUAGAUGUUGUAGGUGAAUCCUCUCCUCCAAACUUCCUAGCACGGUUAUCAGUAGGUGCGACGAUGAUGACAACGGCACCGAAUGCCGCCGAAAGUAGCGGAGACAGUGAAACAAUGGAAGAAGAAGAAUGUGAAAAUUUGGAAAUUGAUUAGAUGAAAGUUAAAAUUCAGUGAAUUAAGUGUUAUAUCCUUUGCAGGAUAUUGUUGCAUGUGAUUGUAAAUAAGAAAUACAUAAAAUUGGUUCCUAUUGAAACCAAGAACUUUAUGGGUAUACCAAAUGUACGUAAAAAUAAGCUUUAAGUGUAAAAGUGAAGAAUUAUUACUUUUUAGUUGAUUAUAAAAAUAAAAUAAAAAUAUAGUUGA